Molecule: messenger RNA, 728 nt
Organism: Pistacia vera
Lineage: Eukaryota; Viridiplantae; Streptophyta; Magnoliopsida; Sapindales; Anacardiaceae
Product: protein SPA1-RELATED 2-like
Exons: 4
Coding region: 1-684 (227 amino acids)
Biological process (GO): photomorphogenesis
Molecular function (GO): protein binding
Source: RefSeq, a predicted model, not a curated record
AUGCCAACACAUAUUGGUGGCAAUCUAAAUACCUGCUUUGAAGCUAAUUAUAGGUUCAUGGUACUUAGUGAUGUACUGCGAUAUAUUUCGAACAUUACUAAAUUUUAUUAUCGGGACAACUGUCUAGCUACCAUCAGGAAUGCUGCGAAUGUCUGCUGUGUUCAGUUCUCCCCUCACUCUACUCAUUUGCUGGCCUUCGGUUCUGCUGAUUACAGAACCUAUUGCUAUGACAUUCGGAAUACCAAAACUGCCUGGUGUGUAUUGGCUGGCCAUGAGAAAGCUGUCAGUUAUGUGAAAUUCAUGGACUCUGGCACUCUUGUUACAGCAUCCACUGACAAUACCUUGAAACUUUGGGAUCUCCAAAAAACCAGUCAUUGUGGGCCAUCCACCAAUGCUUGCAGCUUAACCUUCAGUGGGCACACUAACGAGAAGAACUUUGUGGGCUUGUCAACUGCUGAUGGCUACAUAGCUUGUGGUUCAGAAACAAAUGAGGUUUAUGCUUACUAUAGAGAUCUACCUAUGCCAAUUGCUUCCUACAAAUUUGGCUCCAUUGAUCCUAUUUCCGGAAAAGAGACUGAUGAUGACAAUGGACUGUUUGUUUCAAGUGUUUGCUGGAGAGCGAAAUCAGACAUGGUUGUUGCCGCCAAUUCAAGUGGGUGUAUAAAAGUGUUGCAGAUGGUUUAAGAGAUGUUAAGCCUGUGAAGCCGAUCUAAGAAUAAUGUGUUUAU